AUGUACCGGACUUUGCUCCGGGGGGCCGUGAUAGCUCGAAAGGCUGAGUUCGAGUUGUCGGGAAUGCAGGCUCUCCGGAGGAAGCUCGAAUCCUCUGGCAAGGCAAACAAUGAUUUCAAGGUGCAAGUUGAGCUGCUCCAGAGCCAGUUGUCCGAGAUGGGGGAGAAGCUCAAGGCUUCUGAGGAAAAAAUGACAUCUGCCGAGGAGAAAUUGAAGGCUUCCGACGAGACGGUGGCCCGUUUAGCUGAGCGGGAGAUGACCCUGGAGAGCCAGCUGAACGCCGCUCAGGGUCGGGUGGUGGUCUUGGAGAAGGAGCGUGACCAAGCCGUGUCGUCGGCUAAAGCCGCUAAAGCCGAGGUCGAGGAGCUCAGGAAGAAGCUGAAAGCGACCAAAGAGCAAGGGAAGAACGCGAUCUCCAUGACUGAGGACGCUUUGAAGGCCCAGGUGAAGAUCGUGGCUCCCGACUUCGACACGUCAGCCAUUGGGGUCUUCAAGAUGAUCCAAGAUGGCAAAAUUGUUGACAUGCCUAGGAAAUGA
Arachis ipaensis is the source of this 537-nucleotide messenger RNA. Lineage: Eukaryota; Viridiplantae; Streptophyta; Magnoliopsida; Fabales; Fabaceae. The record is from RefSeq and is a predicted model, not a curated record.